UGGGGAGCGGGAUGCCCAUCGCUCCGGCUUGGUGGUGAAUGCUGAGGAGAGUCACGGUUGCUGCAGUUGGGGCCACCGGGAGGAAGUUGUGGUGUGAGGCCGGGCGGGAGUUCGCGGCGCUGUGGAGAAUCGAAGCGCGGAGUCGGUGCGAAGACUCGGCUGCUGUCAGAUCCUUUCCUACUCCGACCAUGCCUGGAAGGAACAAGGCGAAGGCUACCUGCAGCUGCCCUGACCUGCAGCCCAGUGGACAGGAUUUGGGAGAGAGCGCCCGGGUUGCCCGUCUAGGAGUAGAUGAAUCUGAGGAGGAGGGACGAAGGGGGUCUAUCAGUAAUGCCGGAGACCCUGAGAUCGUCAAGUCUCCUAGCGACCCCAAGCAAUACCGAUACAUCAAAUUACGAAAUGGUUUGCAGGCACUUUUGAUUUCAGACCUAAGUAACACGGAAGGUAAAACAGGAGAUGCAACAGAUGAUGAAGAAGAAGAGGAAGAGGAAGAAGAUGAGGACGAUGAUGAGGAUGAUGAUGAUGAUGAUGAUGAUGAAGAUUCUGGAGCUGAAAUAGAAGACGAUGAUGAAGAGGGUUUUGAUGAUGAAAAUGAGUUUGAUGAUGUUGAUGAACAUGAUGAUGAUGAUCUUGAUACUGAGGAAAAUGAACUGGAAGAAUUAGAAGAGAGGGCAGAAGCAAGAAAGAAAACCACUGAAAAACAGUCUGCAGCGGCUCUUUGUGUUGGAGUUGGGAGUUUUGCUGAUCCGGAUGACCUUCCUGGGCUGGCACACUUUUUGGAGCACAUGGUAUUCAUGGGUAGUUUGAAAUAUCCAGAUGAAAAUGGGUUUGAUGCUUUCCUGAAGAAACAUGGGGGUAGUGAUAAUGCUUCAACUGAUUGUGAACGUACAGUCUUUCAAUUUGAUGUCCAGAGAAAAUACUUCAAGGAAGCCCUGGAUAGAUGGGCCCAGUUCUUCAUCCACCCACUAAUGAUCAGAGAUGCAAUUGACCGUGAAGUUGAAGCUGUUGAUAGUGAAUAUCAGCUUGCAAGACCUUCUGAUGCAAACAGAAAGGAAAUGCUGUUUGGAAGCCUUGCUAGACCUGGACAUCCUAUGGGGAAAUUUUUCUGGGGAAAUGCUGAGACUCUCAAACAUGAGCCAAAAAAGAAUAAUAUUGAUACAUACACCAGGCUGAGAGAUUUCUGGAUGCAUUAUUACUCUGCUCAUUACAUGACUUUAGUGGUUCAAUCCAAAGAAACACUGGAUACUUUGGAAAAGUGGGUUACUGAAAUCUUCUCUCAGAUACCAAACAAUGGGUUACCCAAACCAAACUUUGGCCAUUUAACGGAUCCAUUUGACACACCAGCAUUUAACAAACUUUAUAGAGUUGUUCCAAUUAGGAAAAUUCAUGCUCUGACCAUCACAUGGGCACUUCCUCCUCAACAGCAACAUUACAGGGUGAAGCCACUUCAUUAUAUCUCUUGGUUGGUCGGACAUGAAGGCAAAGGCAGCAUUCUUUCUUACCUUAGAAAAAAGUGCUGGGCCCUUGCAUUAUUUGGUGGAAAUGGUGAGACAGGCUUUGAGCAAAAUUCUACUUACUCAGUAUUCAGCAUUUCUAUUACAUUGACUGAUGAGGGUUAUGAACAUUUCUAUGAGGUGGCUCAUACUGUUUUCCAGUAUUUAAAAAUGCUGCAGACAUUAGGCCCUGAUAAAAGAAUUUUUGAAGAGAUUCAGAAAAUUGAGGAUAAUGAGUUUCAUUACCAAGAACAGACAGAUCCAGUUGAGUAUGUGGAAAACAUGUGUGAAAACAUGCAGCUGUACCCACUGCAGGACUUUCUCACAGGAGAUCAGCUUCUUUUUGAAUACAAGCCAGAAGUCAUUGCUGAAGCCCUUAAUCAACUCAUUCCUCAAAAAGCAAAUCUUGUUCUACUGUCUGGUGCUAAUGAGGGAAAAUGUGACCUCAAGGAGAAAUGGUUCGGGACUCAGUAUAGCAUGGAAGAUGUUGAAAACUCUUGGGCUGAACUUUGGAAAAGUAACUUUGAAUUAAAUCCAGAUCUUCAUCUUCCAGCUGAAAACAAGUACAUAGCCACGGACUUCAUGUUGAAGGCUUUUGAUUGUCCUGAGACAGAAUACCCUGUUAAAAUCGUGAACACUCCACAAGGUUGCCUGUGGUAUAAGAAAGACAACAAAUUUAAAAUCCCCAAAGCAUAUAUACGUUUCCAUCUGAUCUCACCUUUGAUACAGAAGUCUGCAGCAAAUGUGGUCCUCUUUGAUAUCUUUGUCAAUAUCCUCACCCAUAACCUUGCGGAACCAGCUUAUGAAGCAGAUGUGGCACAACUGGAGUAUAAGCUGGUAGCUGGAGAACAUGGUUUAAUUAUUCGAGUGAAAGGAUUCAACCACAAACUACCUCUACUGUUUCAGCUCAUUAUUGACUAUCUGGCCGAGUUUAGUUCCACACCAGCUGUCUUUACAAUGAUAACUGAGCAGUUGAAGAAGACCUACUUUAACAUCCUCAUCAAGCCUGAGACUCUGGCCAAAGAUGUGCGGCUUUUAAUUCUGGAAUAUUCCCGUUGGUCUAUGAUUGACAAGUACCGGGCUUUGAUGGAUGGCCUUUCCCUUGAGUCUCUCCUGAGCUUUGUCAAAGAAUUCAAAUCCCAGCUCUUUGUUGAGGGCCUGGUACAAGGAAAUGUCACAAGCACAGAAUCUAUGGAUUUCCUGAAAUAUGUUGUUGACAAGCUGAACUUCAUGCCUCUGGAGCAGGAGAUGUCUGUGCAGUUCCAGGUGGUAGAACUGCCCAUUGGCCACCACCUAUGCAAAGUGAGAGCUCUGAACAAGGGUGAUGCCAACUCUGAAGUCACUGUGUACUACCAGUCAGGUACCAGGAGUCUGAAAGAAUAUACUCUUAUGGAGCUGCUUGUGAUGCACAUGGAAGAGCCUUGUUUUGACUUCCUUCGAACCAAGCAGACACUUGGGUACCAUGUCUACCCUACCUGUAGGAACACAUCUGGGAUUCUAGGAUUCUCUGUCACUGUGGGGACUCAGGCAACCAAAUACAACUCUGAAGUUGUUGAUAAAAAGAUAGAAGAGUUUCUUUCUAGCUUUGAGGAAAAGAUUGAAAACCUCACUGAGGAUGCAUUCAACACCCAGGUCACAGCCCUGAUCAAGUUGAAGGAGUGCGAGGACACCCAUCUCGGAGAGGAGGUGGACAGGAACUGGAAUGAGGUGGUGACACAGCAGUACCUCUUCGACCGCCUCGCUCAUGAGAUUGAAGCACUGAAGUCAUUCUCAAAAUCAGACCUAGUCAACUGGUUCAAGGCUCACAGAGGACCAGGAAGUAGAAUGCUCAGUGUUCAUGUUGUUGGAUUUGGGAAGCAUGAGCUGGAAGAGGAUGUUGCCCCUUUUGGUGAGGAUUCAAACUCUUCUUGUGAAGGGAUGCAGCUAACUUACCUGCCAGCCUCUCCUCUGCUGACAGAUUCUACCAUCCCCAUUACUGAUAUUAGGGCUUUCACAUCAACACUUAACCUUCUCCCCUACCAUAAAAUAGUCAAAUAAACUGCAGUCUCGUUGGCCUGAAUGAAGCAUCAUGUAUUUUAAAAUGUGUAUUCUAUGAAGUUACACUACUAUGGCCUUAGGGCUUCCAUUGAGUUUUUGCACUGGCAUCAGAUUUUUGACUUACUGCUCCCUCUUCUAUUGUGACUAACAAACCCAGGGUUAUAGUAGCAGCUGGCAGAGAGAAACUAGCAGGGUGGCCUGGUCCUCUAAGAUUUGAGAAUCCAGUUCUGUAUGACAGCCCUAUGUAACCAAUGUCUUAUUAGUACCUAAAUGUUAGGUGCUAAUACUAAUGCCUAAAUGAUGUUGUUUUUAAUGUAUUUUUAAAUAAAGAUAGCUCUGUAUUGCUCUUCAGAAUGAGCCAUUUGCUGUUGUGGCAUUUUUUUAAAUUAUAUUUUGUUUUAGUGUGGGGUAGAGAUCUAAAAAUAAAUACUCUUCCCAAAACCUCUAAGGCAAUAAAAUAUUUUUGGAUAAAA
This is a messenger RNA of Pteronotus mesoamericanus, 4003 nucleotides long. It is a transcript of the gene NRDC, whose product is annotated as nardilysin convertase. Gene Ontology annotation, molecular function: metalloendopeptidase activity; metal ion binding. Gene Ontology annotation, biological process: proteolysis. The record is from RefSeq and is a predicted model, not a curated record. Lineage: Eukaryota; Metazoa; Chordata; Mammalia; Chiroptera; Mormoopidae. The transcript is spliced from 31 exons. The coding region runs from base 39 to 3530 and encodes 1163 amino acids.